UGUAGAUAUCGAGCACUUUAUACGGAUAUGCAGCCGUAUAUACCGCAGUCGGCGGUAUAUAGGUAUAGCUAUACUGCGCAUUAAACGAGUUGCGGCCGCGCGGAAAAGGUCUAGCGAAAUUUGAAACCUUUUGAUAAUUAAGUAGCAGUUUCUUUGUCAGUUAAAUCUUAAAUAAUAGAUUGUCAAUCAUAACAGAAAAAUGUGAUUCGAUGAAAAUCGUUGUUAUAAUAUUUUCAUUAUAUGUGUGUACACAGACGUGUAAACGACUUCCAAUUUUCGCAUGCGCGAUAGAAUCUUCGGUUAUUAUAACAACAAAACUCGAGCUAAAACAGCUGUAAGUACUUUUGAAUGUGCUUGGCGCGUGUUGCGUAGUGUUUACAAAAGUUUGUUUACAUAUGGCGCCGGAGUCGCGAGUUGUUUUUUAGAUAUCUUUAGAGCUCUAUACCUAAUAGUAUUAGCUCACAAAUCGGCGCAGUUUAAAAAAAAAAAAUUGUUAACAAUAAUGGACGCCAAAGACAAAAAAAGCGAACUUCAUAAAACUGCUAAAAAGUUAACAGAAGAUAUUCAGAACAUGGCGAAUUAUAAAAAUUUAUAUAACGAAAUUCAGAGACUUGUUGCAUCUUCAGCUGUGAAAAAAGAAGAUUUCAAAAACACUUUAUUCGAGGCUCUAAAAAAUGAAGGUUUAGAAACAGAGCUCAGAAACACUGUAUUUCAUUGGUCAAGAUCUCAAAGACUAAGUGAAUCCAAAGAAAAUGUUAAUGAAUAUCAAACUGACCUUAGUUAUUUAAAAAAAGCACAAAUUCAAUGGGAACGGAGAAUUCAAAAAUCCCUCAAUUCAAUGUGUAAUGAACUAAAUGUACCAUUAGCUAGAAUCAGACCUAAUGCUGAUAGAGAAGAGUUAUCUGAGAAGUGGAAUGAGCUGAGCACCUGUGAUUUUGAUAUAUCUCAGUAUAGACCAUUGUAUGCUCCAAAAGAUUUUCUAGAAGUUCUUUUCUCUGUCCGAGAUCCAGCAUUUAAAAAGCAGCCAAAUGAACCGAAUUGGGAAUUUAGUCACAUUCAAAUUCGCGUUAAAACUUUAGCUCAGUUGAGAGAAACUUAUAAAGAACUCUCGCAAGGGGUUGCAUUGCUUGGAGUAAAUGGAAACAUUCCAUCAGCUGGAAAUUAUCCAAAUUUGGAAGCUGAAAGAACUCAUUUAGGUGAAAAAGUAUUAAUAUCCAAUCAUGCUCCAAUAGCUCAAGAAUUUUUGAAACGUGGAGCUCCUAGAGCAUUAAGAGGAAAGCUUUGGUCCCUUGUGUUAGGAUCCAUUAUAAGAGAAAGUGAUGUUGAAUAUUACGAAGAGUUGAAAGGGAUGGUUUUACAAUACGACAUAAUGGUAGACAAAUUAAUCAUCAAGGACGUGCAGCUCACAGCAAGUAAUGAUGACCAAUAUUUUGUUUUUGAAGAUGUUUUAUAUAAGACAAUGUUAAGCUUUUCAAGAGAUUCUGAAGUUCUUGCUCCUGUAACAAUGGACAAAAGUGCAGGAGGUCAAGUUAUCCAUGCAGUAUUACAAGGAAAGUCUGCUACAUUAGAAAAUACAUUGGUAUUUCCGCCAAGUGGAGUCAUUCCUUUUCAUGGUUUCACUAUGUAUGCAACACCUUUUUGUUAUUUAUACGAUGAUCCAUGCGCCAUGUACUUCACAUUUCGAGCAUUUUACCUAAGAUAUUGGUUUAGACUUCAUACAGUAUCAAGUCAUGAACAAGGUAUUGUUGCUCUAUGUCUUUUAUUUGAAAGAUUAUUGCAAUGUCACGAGCCACAAUUAUGGGCACAUUUUAGGAACUUACAUAUCCAGCCGAUAAAAAUUGUUUUCAAAUGGCUGAUGCGUGGAUUUAGUGGACAUCUUCCACCAGAACAAUUGUUAUACCUAUGGGACCUAGUCCUUGGCUAUGAUUCUUUAGAAAUUAUACCACUACUUGCAGUUACAAUUCUUAGUUUUAGAAAAGAGAAUCUUAUGCAAGUAAAAACGCUACAUAACGUAGAAGCUGUAUUAGCUGAUUUAUCAUCAUUGAAAGUAAUGCCUCUACUGCAACUAAGCUUAUUGAAAGACUAAAAACCUAUCUGUGAUAAAUUUUGUACCAAAUUGUUAUGUAGAAUAUAUUCUAUUAUUAUAUAGAAUAGUACAAUAAGCAAUCAAAUUCUUGUGUUAGUUAUUUUUAAAAUAAUAAAGAUUAUAAUGGUUUA
This is a messenger RNA of Nasonia vitripennis (jewel wasp), 2217 nucleotides long. Its product is annotated as TBC1 domain family member 19. The record is from RefSeq and is a predicted model, not a curated record. Lineage: Eukaryota; Metazoa; Arthropoda; Insecta; Hymenoptera; Pteromalidae. The transcript is spliced from 11 exons. Bases 281 to 2086 code for a protein of 601 amino acids.